This is a messenger RNA of Cottoperca gobio, 4790 nucleotides long. RefSeq names its product ATPase Na+/K+ transporting subunit alpha 3a (gene atp1a3a). Gene Ontology annotation, molecular function: ATP binding; P-type sodium:potassium-exchanging transporter activity; ATP hydrolysis activity. Lineage: Eukaryota; Metazoa; Chordata; Actinopteri; Perciformes; Bovichtidae. Gene Ontology annotation, biological process: sodium ion export across plasma membrane; potassium ion import across plasma membrane; intracellular potassium ion homeostasis. The record is from RefSeq and is a predicted model, not a curated record. Gene Ontology annotation, cellular component: plasma membrane.
AAGACUGGUGAAGUAUCACCAACGGCUGCUUAUGAUAUUUAACAAUUUAUGCCAAAAAAAAAUAAACCGUUUUGAUUUUCAUCUAAACGGGAUUAAGGUUAGGCUUUGACCGAAACUUUGCCCUGCCACUUACCACUUGCCCGUUACUCUUUAAAAACUGUCAUUUUAGUGUAUUACGUUAGCUAGUUAAUUGAUUUGUGUCAAUAGAGCAAUGGCUAUCAACUGAAGGGAGACAUUGUUUGUUCUCAGUAUCAGACGACUGUUUCGCGCCCUGUCCCCGACUUAAAGCCAGCUAUUCUCGUUGAAUCAAGCCUAUAAGCAAUUCAUCUUCUGAAGGAGACCCGACGGACUGCACUGAAAUGGGGUAUGGACGGUCGGACAGCUACCGUGUGGCCACCACGCAGGACAAGGAUGAGAAGGAGUCGCCCAAGAAAAAGGGAGGCAAGGAUCUGGAUGACCUCAAGAAGGAAGUUCCCAUAACGGAACACAAGAUGUCUGUCGAGGAGGUUUGCCGGAAAUACAACACUGAUAUCGUCCCGGGUUUGACCAAUGCCAAGGCUGCAGAGUACCUGGCCAGGGAUGGCCCCAACGCCCUGACUCCCCCCCCCACCACUCCAGAGUGGGUCAAGUUCUGUCGCCAGCUGUUUGGUGGCUUCUCCAUCCUGUUGUGGAUCGGUGCCCUCCUCUGCUUCUUGGCCUACGCCAUCCAGGCUGCCACAGAGGACGAGCCCGCUGGGGAUAACUUGUAUCUGGGUAUCGUGCUGUCAGCUGUCGUCAUCAUCACCGGCUGCUUCUCCUACUUCCAGGAAGCUAAGAGCUCCAAGAUCAUGGAGUCCUUUAAGAACAUGGUCCCUCAGCAAGCCCUGGUGAUCCGUGAGGGAGAGAAGAUGCAGAUCAAUGCUGAGCAGGUGGUGGCAGGAGACCUGGUGGAGGUGAAGGGAGGAGACAGGAUCCCAGCUGACCUCCGUAUCAUCUCCUCCCACGGCUGCAAGGUGGACAACUCAUCCCUGACUGGUGAAUCAGAGCCCCAGACCAGGUCACCUGACUGUACCCAUGACAACCCCCUGGAAACCCGCAACAUUGCCUUCUUCUCCACCAACUGUGUUGAGGGAACAGCGCGUGGCAUCGUUGUGUGUACUGGCGAUCGUACAGUGAUGGGCCGCAUCGCGACCCUCACCUCAGGCCUGGAGACUGGCAAGACACCCAUUGCUAAGGAGAUCGAGCACUUCAUCCAAAUCAUCACAGGCGUAGCCGUCUUCCUCGGCAUGAGCUUCUUCAUCCUGUCAAUCGUCCUGGGUUACUCCUGGCUGGAGGCCGUCAUCUUCCUCAUUGGUAUCAUUGUUGCUAAUGUGCCAGAGGGACUGCUGGCUACGGUCACUGUGUGUCUGACGCUGACUGCUAAGCGAAUGGCCCGUAAGAACUGCCUGGUAAAGAACUUGGAGGCUGUGGAGACGCUGGGCUCCACCUCCACCAUCUGCUCUGACAAGACGGGCACCCUGACCCAGAACAGGAUGACCGUGGCCCACAUGUGGUUCGACAACACGAUCCACGAGGCCGACACCACCGAGGACCAGUCUGGCUCCUCCUUUGACAAAAGCUCCGCAACAUGGGUGUCUCUGGCCCGCAUUGCUGCUCUGUGCAACCGUGCUGUGUUCAAGGCUGGCCAGGACACUUUGCCCAUCCUUAAGCGUGAUGUGGCCGGUGACGCCUCAGAGUCCGCGCUGCUCAAGUGUAUUGAGCUGUCCUGUGGCACCGUCAAAGUCAUGAGAGAGAAGAACAAGAAGGUGGCCGAGAUCCCCUUCAACUCCACCAACAAGUACCAGCUCUCAAUUCAUGAAACUGAAGAGGAAGAUGACAACCGCUACCUGUUAGUGAUGAAGGGAGCCCCAGAGAGGAUCCUCGACCGCAGCUCCCACAUCAUGGUGCAGGGCAAGGAGCAGCCCAUGGACGAUGAGCUGAAAGAAGCUUUCCAGAAUGCCUAUCUGGAACUGGGAGGACUGGGAGAGAGAGUACUGGGUUUCUGCCACGUGUUCCUGCCAGAGGAUAAGUAUCCCAAAGGUUUUGCCUUCGACACAGAUGACGUCAACUUCCAGACAGACAACCUUUGCUUUGUCGGCCUAAUGUCUAUGAUUGACCCACCCCGUGCUGCCGUGCCUGACGCCGUGGGCAAAUGCCGCUCCGCUGGCAUCAAGGUUAUCAUGGUGACUGGUGACCACCCAAUCACAGCCAAGGCCAUUGCUAAGGGUGUGGGAAUUAUCUCCGAGGGCAACGAGACAGUGGAAGACAUUGCUGCACGCCUCAACAUACCUGUCAGCCAGGUCAAUCCAAGGGAUGCCAAGGCCUGUGUGAUCCACGGUACAGAUCUGAGAGACCUCGAUGAGGAACAGAUGGACGAUAUAUUAAGGAACCACACAGAGAUCGUGUUUGCCAGAACCUCCCCACAGCAGAAACUUAUCAUUGUAGAAGGCUGCCAGAGACAGGGUGCCAUCGUGGCUGUGACAGGUGAUGGUGUGAACGACUCUCCUGCCCUAAAGAAGGCUGACAUUGGUGUUGCCAUGGGAAUCUCCGGCUCAGACGUGUCCAAACAGGCUGCCGACAUGAUCCUGCUGGACGACAACUUUGCCUCCAUCGUCACUGGAGUAGAAGAAGGCCGUCUGAUCUUCGACAACCUGAAGAAGUCCAUUGCAUACACUCUGACCAGCAACAUCCCAGAGAUCACCCCCUUCCUGUUCUUCAUCUUGGUCAACAUCCCACUGCCUCUGGGCACCAUCACCAUCCUCUGCAUCGACCUGGGAACUGACAUGCCGAUCUCUCUUGCCUAUGAAGCAGCAGAGAGUGACAUCAUGAAGCGCCAGCCCAGAAACCCACUGAGGGACAAGCUGGUCAAUGAGAGACUCAUCAGUAUUGCCUAUGGACAGAUUGGUAUGAUCCAAGCUCUUGGCGGGUUCUUUGCCUAUUUUGUCAUCAUGGCUGAAAAUGGUUUUCUGCCGUCUGAUCUUGUCGGCAUCCGGCUGAACUGGGACGAUCGCUCUAACAACGACCUAGAGGACAGCUAUGGGCAGCAAUGGACCUAUGAGCAGCGUAAGAUUGUGGAGUUCACUUGCCACACAGCCUUCUUCGUCAGUAUUGUGGUGGUACAGUGGGCAGAUGUCAUCAUCUGCAAGACCAGACGUAACUCUGUGUUCCAGCAGGGCAUGAGGAAUAAGAUUUUGAUCUUCGGCCUGUUUGAGGAAACAGCUCUGGCUGCUCUCCUGUCCUACUGCCCUGGCAUGGACGUGGCACUACGGAUGUACCCGCUCAAGCCCAGUUGGUGGUUCUGUGCGUUCCCGUACAGUUUCCUCAUCUUUGUUUACGAUGAGAUCCGAAAACUCAUCCUUCGCCGAAACCCAGGAGGCUGGGUGGAAAGAGAGACUUACUAUUAAACUAUCAAAGCACCAUUUACUUCUCCCCGUCCUCUCUAUCUCCCUCUCUUUCCUCCUUCCCUCCGUCCAUCCCUCCUCUCCUGUCAACAUCCUCAAACUGUACAAGAAAAUGAUGUUUACUCUUCCUCCUCUCCAUCCUCAUCCCCUAAAGAAACAAAAAAAAACACGGCAAGACGACGCUAGGACCAUCGAGGAGGAGGCGAGGAUGGGGGAGGGGGUUAGGGUGUGUAAAUCUUCCCUGUCCUCUCUGUCCCCUUUUUUUCUAUCCAAAGUCUUUACAGCACAAGUCCUGCCAGUAACACUGUUGAGCCGAUGCGUUUUACUGCAGCCCCUCUUCAUAUGUGUACUCACCGCUGUGAAUGAAGAAUAUAAUUACUAGAAUAAAGUCAAAAACGGCUCCCCAGCGAUCACACAACAGCAUGGCAGCUCCCGUCUAGACUACCUGGCUAUUUGAGCGGGUGGGUGGCAUCUCAUUUAUUUUUUAUGGUUUGUUUUUUUCUGCCAGAGAAAAGCCGCCCGGACCCAGCUCCUAAAUCACUGCCAUUUCCUGCCAUUAGCUAACUAGGACUUCUUCUACUUCUUUCCUUCCUUUUCUCUCUUUCUAUUUCUACCUACGCACUGCCAAUCUUCUACUGCCGUCCUCCUCCUCCUCCUCCUCCUCCUCCUCCUCCUCCUUCUCCCCUAUCAAUAAAGAAUCAAUCUCACCAUAAAACUUAAGCCCUCACUCACGCACUCAACAAGGUGGAAAAAAAGGUCACCUCCUCUGACUCCUUCUCUGUCUCCCCUCCAUGUGUUAUUUUUCUGCUUGUGCUGUUGUUGUUUUCUAAUACACGAGUGGGUGUUUUUUAAAAACAAAAUUGUUCAUAAAAGUUUUAUGUUUUCUUUUUUUAAAGCUGGGAGUGGGUCUGAGAGCUGCUUGUUUUCAUUCGGACAUGACUAAGCACACCGUCUCUCCCUCUCUUCUUUCUCUCUCACACUCCUUACCUACGCACUGCCCCCCCCCCCCCCCCCCGUCUAUCUGUCCCUGUUUGUCUGUCUGGUAGUGAACACCGUGCAAACCCUCCGUCCUUGUGAACUUCCACCCACUUUGACUACCUGCCUCCUCUUAUUCUCCCACCUUUCCUCGCCCCUGUUUAAAAAAAUACAAUCUUUAUGUGUCCUCGGAAAAAGAGAGUUCUCUCCGAUUUCAUUAUUUAAAUCUGUGGAAAUAUGAAAUAAGGCACUGUACCUUAACCUGUGAAACAGCAGCAUAACAAAAAAGAAAAUGAAAUAAAAUAGAAGGAUCUCUCUUUUUCAGUUUGGUCUCCAGUUUGUAUUUGUGUGAAGUUUUUCCCAGAAAAUGGAAAUAAAUGCUGUGACCAACUCUUA